AUGUCAAUUGUUGAAAUUUAUGCAGGAUUUGGGUUGAGUGGAUUUAAUGGUGAUGGUUAUUCAAAUUUAAAAACUCUAUUUAAUACACCAACUUCAAUUUCUCAAAAUCCAUUAAAUGGUGACUUGUAUAUUGCAGAUACUUUAAAUGACAAGAUUCGAAUGGUUUCGAAUUCAACUAAAUUAGUUUCUUCUCUUCAAUAUUCAUUCAACAAACCACAAGGAGUGUUUGUAACAAAGAACGGAAAUAUUUACAUUGCAGAUACUGGAAAUAAUCUCAUUAAAAAGUAUGAAAUUUCCACACAGAAACUUUCAAUCAUUGCAGGUGGUGGAUAUUUGAGUGGAAUUCAACAGGAAAUUGACGGAGCGGACGGAACUUCAUUGAUUUUGAAUUCACCAAAGAGUUUAUACGUUGUUUCGAAUGGAAAGAAUGAAAUUGUUUAUUUUACUGAUGCUGAUAGAGUGAGAUCAGUUGAUGAAAAUGGAAAGUUUAGAAUAGUUGAUCAAAAUUCACCUCAAUCUAAUUUAUUUGGAAUAUUUGUUACAGAACAAGGAGAAAUUUACACCUCCUCACAAACUAACAACUUUCUACAAAUGAAAUUAUCAAAAUCAAGUGAAACUAAGCUCUUUAUUGGAAGUUCUUCAUUCAGCAGUGGAUAUUCAGGUGAUUUGGAAGAAUAUUCUUCAUUGAAUAUUAAAUUUUAUGAACCAUCUUCAUUAUUACUGUAUCAGAAUUCAAUUAUUAUUGCUGACAAGUCGAAUAAUUGUCUUAGAAUGAUUAAUUUACAAAAUAGAAUGGUUUCAACUCUAUCUGGUGGAAUAGUUAAUCAUCCGUAUGGUGAAAAUAUUUCACCUUUGAAAAUGUAUGAAACUGGCAAUGUUAAUUAUCCUUUUAUGUACAAGAAUGAAUUUUAUUUUGUUGAAAAAUUAAAUAUUAUUAGAAAAGUUUCCAAUGGAAAAAUGACUACUGUAUUUGGAAGUGACAGACUUUUAACUUAUUCAAAUAUUCCUCAAAGAAUUUAUUUACAACAAAUAAGGGAACUACAUUGUCUUGAGAGCGGUGAAUUAUUGAUUUUAUCACAACUUAGUCCAAAUUUAGGCCUGUACUAUUUAAAUAUGGAAAAUGGAAAUUUUUCACAAUUAUCAGAUUAUGGAGAAGCCAUUUCUGUAAUUGGAAAUUCUCUUGCUAAUUCAUCAAUUUAUAUAUUAGAUGUUAAUGGUUAUUUUCAUUAUUACAAAAACAUGAUUUAUCAACAAACGAUUAUACCUUUUAAAUCAUAUUUUUCAAGUUAUGGAUUUUGUGUUAUUCCCAAUUAUAGAUAUCCAAACAGUACUUCUAUCUUUGGAUACUACGGUCAAAUAACAUUUUAUGAAAUUAUUCAUUAUAGUAAUCAAUCUUUUCAAUUGUACAGUCGAGAUUUACCUGGUUAUACUUUUUUUUCUUGUUAUGAAGGUAAAUUCUAUAUUGGAAUGACAUCAAAAUUAUUCGAAUUGAAUAUUGAGAAUUUUUCAUUGAAUAGAAUUGCAGGUUUGGAUAGCAUUAAUAUUUCCAAUGCGUCAUUCGAAGUUGUUGGUUAUAGUGGAGAAGAUAUUCCAGUAAUGGAGUCGGCAUUACAAAUUCAGAGAGUCGAUUGUUAUGAACCAACCAAAAUAUUGCUCACAGGUACAAAUUACAUUUCACAAGUUUCCAAUGGUAAUAUUUCAACUAUUGCUGGAUUAAAUCCAAGUGUUGGAAUUCAAAUAGCUUCAUCAUUUGCAAGAGAUCCGCUAAAUAAGGUAAUUUACUUUAUAGAUACGAAAUCAUUGAAGAAAUAUGAUGAAAAAACAGGUAUUACUACCCCAUUGAGCCCAAGUACUAUAAUGGUACCUUAUACGUAUAUUUAUGAACCUAAUUUCCUCUCUUUAGGUUACGUUGCUUCUUCUAUGAUAUUUUCAAAUUUUGAUAGGAAAAUCUAUGUUAAGGAGGCGUGUAGAGUAUUAAGGAUAGAUCCAGAGACAAUGAAAUUCGAAAGAAUUAUUGGAAAAGGAUGUGGUACUCUCACUUUUAAUGUUAAGGGACUUGAUACAACUCUCCCAUUAAGUAAUACCUAUCUAGCUGUCAAUGAAACAAAUGGUGAUUUAUUUAUAGCAACUCUCUUUAUCAUUGCGAAGUAUGAAAUAUCAACUCAAAUGAUUACAAGAGUUGCCCAAUUCACAUUCGGAAAUGAUUCACCUGAUGGACCUAUUACUAAUCAAACAAAACCUGGUACAAUAACCAAUAUUAUAAUUCAAGGAAGUUCUAUCUAUUUCUCUACUGCGACUAGUGUUAAAAAAAUUGAGAUAAUGUCUGAAAAUGAAUUGUAUUUGCGAACAAUUGCAGGAACUUCAGAUAGUGGAUAUUCAGGUAAUAAUCUGCCUGCUGGUAUCUCUUUGCUUGAAAAAAUUUAUGCUAUGAAACAAAAAAGAAAUGGUGAUAUCAUUAUUUUGGACAGUACUCUUGUUAGAAUGUAUGAGAAAGAAACAGGUUUACUUGUGGAUAUUGCUGGUGUUAGACUUGAAAAUCCAAAAUUCAAUGGAGAUGGUAAAGGAACGUAUACUUCAUUCGUUUCCUUCUUAACAAGUGUUGAAUAUGAGGAAAGUGAUGGUUCAAUUUUCUUGUUUGACAACAGAAAACUUAUUCGAAAAAUUUAUCCAGUUUGUGGUGAGAAUUCAGCAUUUAAUUCAUGGAAUAAUACCUGUGUAUGUUUGGAAGGGUUUUAUGGAAGUAAUUGUCAACCUAUACAAUGUAAUGGAACUCUCUCUUCAAAUUCAAAUGUUUGUAAUGGAAAUGGACAAUGUGUCCAAACCAAUACUUGUAAAUGUAAUGAGGGUUUUGAAGGAGAAUUUUGUCAAAUUAAGAAGGCGUCAUCGGUUGACACAUCCACUGUUCUCAUUAUUUCUAUUGUAGUACCAAUUGUUGUCAUGUUAUCGUUAAAGAGAAAGAAGAAUAAGAAUGUUGAAAUUGCAAAAAUAGAUACUGAAAUUAUUGAAUUAUCAGAUUUCCCAACAGAAUCAUCAAGAAUUAUUUCAUCAUCGAUGGGUUCAGUUACUUCUGAUACCGAAGAUACGUUUUCCAGAUAUAGUAAUAUAACAAGAAUUGGUCAAGGAGCAUUUGGAAGUGUAUUCAAAGCCAACGAUUCCAAGAAAGGAAAUCAAAUCAAAGCUGUUAAAAUUGUUAAAUUUGAAUCAUUCACAGAUUUAAAUAGUAUUAUGAAAGAAGCAUCUCAAUUGAGUAAUAUCAAUCAUCCAAAUAUUAUCAAAGUGAAUGAUUACUUUAUUACUAGUGAUAAUUUACUUUGUAUUGAUAUGGAUUAUUAUGAAUGUGGUGAUUUGACAAGAUUUUUGAAAGAGAAUUGUAGUGAAAUAAUUGUGAAACAAAUUUUGAAACAAUCUUUGAGUGCUCUGAAAUAUGUUCAUGAUGUUUUAUCUAUUAUUCAUAGAGAUAUUAAGCCAACCAAUAUAUUUAUUAAGAAAUUAUCAAAAGAAAAAAUUGAAAUUGUAAUUGCAGAUUUUGGAUUGGCAAAAAAGUUUCAAGAAAUGAAAGGUCAAUCCUAUGUUGGAACUCCACUGUGUAAGUUUUUACAUAAUUGGUCUAUUUAA
Molecule: messenger RNA, 3615 nt
Organism: Naegleria gruberi
Lineage: Eukaryota; Heterolobosea; Eutetramitea; Acrasida; Naegleriidae
Exons: 5
Coding region: 1-3615 (1204 amino acids)
Biological process (GO): protein phosphorylation
Cellular component (GO): cytoplasm
Molecular function (GO): protein binding; ATP binding; protein serine/threonine kinase activity
Source: RefSeq, a predicted model, not a curated record